UAAGUCUUCUCAGCGCUAUGGUGUUAGCAACUGUAGCUGUACCCCUGUCAACCCUGUGUAGCAGUGCCCCUGAUAGCACGUAUGGACCCAGGUUCAUUAUUCCCGGUGUAGAGUAAUUAGCACCUUGCAGAACGACACAUUAUCAUCAUCCAGUUUCAUCCAUAUUACUUCUACACAAACCGUUCUCGCUGGCCUCGCGUUUUGUUGCUGUCCGUCCAUGGUGAAAGAGAGUUGACAAAACAACCAUGUCUGGAAUCAAGAGGAAAAUUGAAGACAAUGACCCAGACUAUGAGGACAUAUCACAAGUUCAUGAGAAUAAGAGAAACAAAAUUGUGGAACAGAAUGCACGGGAUGCGACGGUGCAGAAAAUUGAAGUCAUCAUCAGAGAACAGUUUUCUAUGGAGAUGAAGAAUAAAGAACAUGAGAUUGAAGUGAUUGGCCAACGUCUCAAUGAAGCUCGGCGGAUGAUGGACAAGCUGAGAGCCUGCAUUGUGGCCAACUAUUACGCCAAUGCUGGGCAGCCCAAGGUCCAAGAGGCGUCAAAGAGCGACGCCCUGGUGCUGAACCACCCGGCCAUCAAGCGCUUCCUGGAGUCGCCCUCUCGCUCGUCCUCGCCCCUCAACCAGGGCUCGGAAGCAGCCUCGCUGGGGCCUUCGGAGAGCGAGUCGCUGGGCCAGCACGUGGACGGUGGACACGGGGAGCGCGAGCGGGACGGAAUCUGGCGGGAGGCCGGGAGCCGCGGGGAGCGACGGCCGGGACGCAACACAGGGAAGGACACGUUUGGAGUGCCAUCAUCAGCCGCCGCGGAUCAGCAGGUCACCUAUCACGUCACCGGAGAGGAGGCCUCAAGACUGUACGUCAAGAAGACCAUUGUUGUGGGGAAUGUCUCCAAGUACAUAGCCCCUGACAAGAGAGAGGAGAAUGACCAGUCCACCCAUAAGUGGAUGGUCUAUGUCAGGGGCUCCAAGAAGGAGCCCAGCAUUGACCACUUUGUGCGCAAAGUCUGGUUCUUCUUGCACCCCAGCUACAAGCCUAAUGACCUGGUAGAAGUCAGUGAGCCCCCGUUCCACCUGACUCGGCGAGGUUGGGGAGAGUUUCCUGUCCGUUGUCAGAUCCACUUCAAGGACCCACGCAACAAACGCAUCGACAUCAUCCACAACUUAAAGCUUGACAGAACGUAUACGGGACUGCAGACACUUGGAGCUGAGACGGUGGUGGAUGUGGAACUCCAUCGAAACUCCCUUGGCGAUGACUUCCUGCCCACCCCCCUCUCCUCCUCCUCCUCCUCCUCUCAGAGGUCAUGUGCCAUGGGCUCCACCAGUGCCCAUCUCACCUCCGCCCCCUCCCCCGGUCAACUCUCCCAGGACUCCUUCCCAGGCACAGAGAAAGGCGUGGCCGUCAAAAUCGAGUCGGGUCGCUCGUCCUGCUCCGAGAGGACGCCGUCCCGGCCCAAGCUCACGGAAAAGAUCACGCUCGGUUCUCACGGGAACUCCGCCUUCCAGCCCAUCACGGCCAGCUGCAAGAUCAUCCCGCAGGGCCAGGCGCCGAGCCCCUCCGAGUCUCCCGGGAAGUCCUUCCAGCCAAUCACCAUGAGCUGCAAGAUCGUCUCCGGCUCUCCAAUCUCUACGCCCAGCCACUCCCCGCUGCCCCGCACCCCCACCUCCACGCCCGUGCACAUGAAGCAGGGCUCGGCUGCGGGCAGCAACCCCUACAUCAUCGUGGACAAGCCGGGCCAGGUCAUCAGCGUAGCCGGCUCCUCUUCCUCUGCCACAGGAAGCCCCACGGUCAAGCAGUCUGCAGCGGCCCACGGCACCAGAUCUCCCGCCCCCAAAGUCCACACAGGAGGCUUCCUCUCCUCAGGAGUCAAGGUCAUCAUAAAACAGGAGCCGGGGGAGGUUCCCACCCAGCCGCAGCCGCCGCCACAGCAAGCCAUGGUUUCCACGGCAACGGCCCAGCAGCAGCAGCAGCAGGCGGCGGCGGCACAGGCACAGCAGUUUGUCGCAGUGAAGGGCGGUCACGUGAUCGCCAUGGCCUCCUCCCAGAAGCAAGUUGCUGGGGCGUCCGGGGCCGGAGCCACGCCCAGCAAGCAGGUGCUGGGCAUCCCAGUGGGCUCGACCCUGCAGUCGGCUGUUAAGCAGGUGGCCAUCAGCAGCGGUCAGAUCCUGGUGGCCAAGUCCGGCGCGGCCGCCUCCAAGGUGAUGGCCCAGAAGCAGGUGGUGGCGCAGGGCGUGGCCAAGGCCAUCGUCAGCAGCAGCGGCGGCGCGGCCGGAGGAGCCAGCGGCAUCAUGGGACAGCAGGUGCACACCGUCACCAAGGCGGGAGGGUCGUCGGGCAGCGGGAAGAGUGGAGUCAUGGCCACCCUGCAGCUGCCAGCCAACAACCUGGCCAACCUAGCCAACCUGCCGCCGGGCACCAAGCUCUACCUGACCACCAACAGCAAGAACCCGUCAGGCAAGGGCAAGCUGCUGCUCAUCCCACAGGGAGCUAUCCUGCGGGCCUCCAACUCAGGUCAGCAGUCUCAGAGUGCAUCCUCGUCAGGCUCUGGCUCGUCACAGAGCUCCUCUGGUAGUUCGUCUGGAUCCAGCCUCUCCUACACCUCCUACAUCCUCAAACAGACCCCACAGGGCACGUUUCUGGUUGGCCAGCCUGGCGGCUCGGGGAAGCAGAGUUCGUCCAGCUCCUCCACCUCCUCGUCGGGUCACACGGCGUCGGGCACGGGCAGCGGCAACCAGCAGUCCAUCCGGGUCACUGCGGGCCAGAAGGCCGCCAUCUUGGCUCAGGUGGUGGGCGGGUCGCAGGCAUCACAGUUGAAGCUGUCGGACGGCUCGGUGAAGACGGUGACGGCCUCUGCCGCCACUCACCUGUCCAAGCCGGGCACUACCACCCUGAGGAUGGCGGGGGGAGUCAUCACAGCCACCAGCACCAUGCCGGGCACCCCCGCCUCAGCUGCUACCACUCCCACACAACACACUGCAGAUGGCGCCAGUGUGCCCUCCUCCCCCGCCCCCUACUCCUCCUCUUCCUCCUCUUCCUCCUCAUCCGGGGCCAAACCCGUAUCCCAGCACCCUCUGCUCGUGGCAGCCAAUCAGGCGGCAGUCAUCAACGCAGCCAAGAACGCCAGCAAUGCAGCCGCCGCCGCGGCCGCCGCCGCAGCUGCCACUGCAUCUAAAACCCCCACGGGCACCAUGAUGACCGUCGCCAAGAGCAUGGCCGCCAACAUGCCGGUCAUCAGCCUGGGCAAGGGGGCGGGCCCGGCGGUGGUGAGCGUGCCCAAGAGCGCCAGCCCUUCGCUGGUCACUGCAACGUCGCUGGUGGGCAGUAGUGGCACCGUCAGCGGUAAGGCAGCUGCCACUCUCUCAGGCAUGCUGAAGCUGCAUGCGGGCCAACCCAGUGCGCAGCAGACUGUGCUCACCAUCCCUGCCAACCAGCUGAAGCAGCUGAGCGUGGGCACGGGCGCUGGGGGACUCCAGACCAUCCUCAUGCCCGUGGGCAAAGUUGUGCAGUCCUCCUCCUCCUCCUCCUCCUCCUCCUCCUCCUCCUGUAAAGGAUCCUCUACCAGCAGCAAUACUGCUACCCACAAUGCACCAGCAGUCUCCUCCACACCAAACGUAGCUCACGUGAAGACAGAGCCAGGUGUGUACAGCUGCAGCGGCCCUGGGCCCCAGACCCCGACCUCCUCAUCGACCCCGGGCUCCAGCGUGCCACCCACCCCCGCCACCGCCAGCGUCAAAGUGGAGCAGGGGGCCGAGUCCGCCCACGAGCUCAACACUGAACACAUAGAGAACCUGACGCAACUGUUGACGGCGGCGGUGAAGAAGUUUCCGCUCAUUGUGCCUGAGAAGAAUGAGGACUCCCACCCAUUCUGUGCCAUCUCUAUGGAGCAGUAUUACUCCUGGAACAUUGGGAAACGCCGGGCAGCCGAGCUGCAGCGUGCGGUGGCGGUGAGGCGCGUGGUGCAGGAGGCUCUGGAGAGGAGCCCGCGGCUGCAGGCCGAGCCCUUGCCCAGGACCCGCCAGCUGGUGCAGUGGUGCCGUCACCGCGGCUACACGCCGCCCGACCCCGAGCCUCGCCGCACAGAGGAGGACUCCAUCGAGGACAUCCUCACCCAGAUCGACAGCGAGCCAGAGUGUCCGUCUACGCUGCUGGACGCUGAGGACCUGUGCCAGCGGGUGGAGCAGCUCCAGCGGCUGCUGAAGACCGAGCCCGAGGACGAGGACGACGGCGAGCUGCUGGACGUGCUCAGCCUGUCCCCGCCCGCCACCUCGUCGGCCUCGGACACCGCCGCCCGGCCCAAGCAUGAGCCCCACGCUGGCCCGCAGGAGCCCAGCUUCCACCUGGGGCCCAGCCCCGCCCAGCAGUUCAUCAGGGAUGCCGCCCAACAGAUUGGUGUGACCUUCCAGCCGGUGGAGGUGGAGAAGAGUGUGUUUGCUCCAGUGAUUGAGGCCAUGAUCCUCAAGGCCACAGAGCAGUUUGCCAGUGACAUCUUAAGAGAAGCCCUGGGCAACGCCUACAUGAAGGCCCCCCAGAACAGAGCACCUCGCGAGGUGUCAGUCAUGAACGUGCACCAGUCGGUUAGCAGCAUUCCAGCCUAUGACUUCCUGACCAACCGCUACAUGGGCGUCCUGCUCAAGGAGAAUGGCCACGCGGACUGAGGCCCGUCGCUGCCGGAAACGCCGCCACACACGCACAAGCCAGGCCAGCAGGCAAACCAACCACACGCGUCCUUCCGGAGCUCCAGAGAACAAGCAGAAUCAUCGCCAUGGCACCUGAGCCUUGGACCCGCCCGUCGAGCAUUAAACCAGUCUGGGGUUGGCUGUAUUUAAGAGGGCAAACGACCACAGUGAACCCCAAGCAAAUAUUAGUUGUUACAAGAGAAGCUGUGUGUGUAGGGGGGGGGGGGUGUUUAUUUACUGUGGGUGAUCAUUCUGAAGGCUUCACCAGGCAGUUUACUGCCAUACUGUUAUGUGUAAUACUGAUGUCAAGUCAAGACUUUGGGGGGGGGCUGUGACCAUAUACUGACGCUAUAAAAUGCAUGUGGAUAUAUAGGCAGAGUUGCUGGGCGUCAGUGGGCAUUGAUUGGACUAUUCUAUGAGUGUUUAACAUUAUCACACUCUCAACAAGGGAGUGUGAAGCACAUGAUCCUCUGUUUGUGUACGUGCGUGUGCGUGUGUGCUCGUGUGCGUGUGUGUGUGUGUGUGUGUGCGCGCGCGCAUGUGUGUGUGUGUGCGUGUGCGUGCGCGCACAUAUGGCCUUAAAUCUCCAGGUUGUGCGUGCGUGUGUGUGUGUGUGCGUGUGUGCGCGUGUAUUCUAAGACUAGUGAAGUCACUCGGCCCUGUAAAAACCGCAUCCAGGUGAAGUGCUUUUACCACUCGCAUCCAAUCACUAGCUCAUCCAGCAUGGCCUGGAGGUCGGGUCAGAUGAUCUUUACCAAACAGCUGCUUGAAGGGAACCUAUGCUACAGCAGCACCUGCAGAGGACCUUCCUGGCAUUCAGUCCAGAGCCUCAGCCCACGGAUGGACAGAUGGUUCAGUGCCUCUGGCCCAGAAGCAGGCCAGACGUGGGCCUGCCCAGUUUCUGCAGCACCCUGGAGUCUGUAGGAGAUCCUCAUCAUCUGGGUCCCACAAACACAGAUAACCUCAGUUGCGCAGGAAGGUUUGCAUAAGAGUGUACUGUAUAUGCACAUUAUGAAACCUUAUGAUUAUGUUGCCUGCAAGAUAAGAGUAUUGGAUAUGGAACAUGUGUUAUGUCCAUGGCAGAUUUUUAUACCAGCAUCAGAGGGUGGUGAAUGAAUUAAAUUAUUCUCAACACAUACUAAUGUUUUAGGUCUAAUAAUGGUUGUUAUCCAGCAUUGUUGGCAUUGUCUGAUAACUACGUAAUAUGUUUCUGAAUGGCUUUAGUCGAUGUCUUGAGCUUCUUUAAAUGUACUUCAAAGAUUGAUAUUAAUUCCUCAAAAAGUGAAUGUUAAAGCUUGUUUUUGAAAUCAAUCGAAGCGACCGAUGCAGCCUUUUUGCAGCCGGUCUAGUUUUCAUCUAAAAUAAUUUCUUGUGAUUUCUUUUUUAACUCCUAAAGUUACCAUAAGAAGGGAACCCUCUCCUGACAUUCACCAACAUGAAUUAUGCUGUUUGAGAGAAUCAUGUGUCUGCAGCUCCACCUCUCACAGGUGCAUCAUGGCAUCAAAUAUUGAUGACUGAGUGCUUGGGUGCAGAGCUGCCACGGCUGCAGUUUUGUGCAAAUUUAGCUUCCUGUCCUGACAAGUCGAGUUGUGAGACCAGUGAUGGAACACUGUCGCUGGUGUCUGGUACAGAAGGAUGAAAAGAGAAUUCUCACAUUGCAGGUUGUUUUCUAACUUAAAUCAGCCAUCGUCUUUCUUUUUACAGUCUGGGCCUUUUUAUGACAUGACUCAUGAAUAGCUUUGUCGUCACUGACCAACCUGUAAGCCGGUUUGCAGUAGUCUUAAUAUAUGUUGUGGGUGUAAACUGGCAUAGCUCUGAAACAGAUUAGAGGGCAGUUUUUAAGUGGACUCAGUUUCUGUUUGGCCUGGUUGGAUCCAUACGACCAGCAACAUGGAUGUGGUGUGUAUGUCACUUACAGUAAGUGUAUGUGUUUGCCUGUGCUAUGUGGCAUAAACAUUUGGCUGUUGUCUCUGUCUGUUCUGCUGAUUGCGUAUGCCUUUGUAUGAGAGCUGGUUUUGAAAGGGUCUGGAUCUGUGAGUGUGUGUUUUGUGGGGGUGGGUUACACACAUGCUUGUUGCAUGUUCAUGGUUAAUGAGUGAUGACCUGCCUGAAAGUUUGACCAAAAUCGUCUGUAAGUAUUGUAGAAUAUAUCUCACCAUUGUAUUUUCACUUUCCAGUGUGCAUCGAGAAGAAAAGAUCAUGAAUAUUCUUGUAUUAAAAUGGUUAACCCACCUCUCCA
Messenger RNA from Alosa sapidissima (American shad), 6912 nucleotides. RefSeq names its product YEATS domain containing 2 (gene yeats2). Gene Ontology annotation, biological process: chromatin remodeling; regulation of transcription by RNA polymerase II. The record is from RefSeq and is a predicted model, not a curated record. NCBI's taxonomy places the organism in Eukaryota, Metazoa, Chordata, Actinopteri, Clupeiformes, Clupeidae. The transcript is spliced from 30 exons. Gene Ontology annotation, cellular component: NuA4 histone acetyltransferase complex. Gene Ontology annotation, molecular function: histone binding. Bases 246 to 4652 code for a protein of 1468 amino acids.